UCCAACCUUUUUGUGACCUUUUUGAAUGCGAUUAAUGAUAGAUAGGCAGAGAUAGUGUGAAGCGAAGUUAAAGAAUGAGUAAGCAGAGUGGCAGCGCCAUGAACAAGAAACGCCGAGCUAGAUCCGGCCGGAAAACCCGAACCCGGAAACCCAAGUUCCUCAGCCUCCGCCUCCAGUUUGCCGGAGAUAAGAGCGGCGACGGUGGUUCCCCGGCGGCGGAAUUGCCGGACUGUGAAAAAACGCAGCUGAACUUGUUCCCUCUUCACCCGGAGAAUUUGACGGCGGCGGCGGCGGCACAGGAGGAGAAUUACGUGGUGGCGGAGUACAAUUUCUUCUCCGCCGCGGAGAGCGGCGCCACCACGCUCACCGGACUCCUCGGCGCCCCCUCCACCUCCGCUUCUUCCGGCGGAAACAAGGCGUUCUCGUCGUCGGAUUCCCUGCGGUUCACGUACGGCGGAGCGGCGCUGGCGCGGGCGGCGCUGCGGAGGAAAGAGCGGAAGCCGAGCGAGGAGGAGAAGUGGGUGAGCUACUCGGAGGUGGUGGAGAACGAGCGGAAAGACGAGGAAGUCACCAGCUCCGCCUCUGAUCUGCGGCGGCGCGUAUCGGAUACGCGCCGCCGCCGGCUGUCGUUGAAGCUUGAUUAUGAAGAAAUCAUCAGCGCUUGGUCCAACCGCGGCUCUCUUUACAUCCAACCGGAGUGUCCGCAGACCGUGCCGGACAUAAUCCACGAUGACUUUUUCUCCGGCGGAUUCUAUGAACCAUCGUCGUCCCACGGGACAUGGGAGAGGAAUAUGAGUUUGUAUACGGUUCCAGAAAUGGCGGGGAGUAGAAACGAUGGGGAAAAGGCGCCGGCGCAAGAUGGCGGCGAUGAAGAGGCGGCGGCGGCGGGGCAAACGCACAGAGCGGCUAGCGUUUUGAGAUACAAGGAGAAGAGGCAGAACCGACUCUUCUCUAAGACAAUUCGAUAUCAAGUUCGUAAGCUCAAUGCUGAAAAACGCCCUCGCGUUAAGGGAAGGUUUGUAAAAAGAGAUUGAAGUGUUUUAGUAUAUGAUACGAUCACCACAGAAGUAUCAAUCACCAAUCACCAUAUCAGUAGAGACCAUAUAUCCACCAUCCAAGUCAUCUAUUGUGAAUUCCUAAGAAUUUAAGGAUGAGCUGUGUUUAAAGACAUUUUUGUCUCUUGAAAUUUUGUGUUUCACAUUGCAAAUUGUAAAGGAAUGACUGACAAUAAUAUCAACCUUGUGAAAUAAACUACGAACUACGUAAAGAAAAUGAUGCAUUAAAACUGUUGGUCUAUUUUGGAACAUGGUCGACAUUUCAAAGUGAAGCACAUACAUACAAGUUCAAUCUCAAUAUAUUCAAAGUUCAUUUUGUGUA
Ipomoea triloba (trilobed morning glory) is the source of this 1377-nucleotide messenger RNA. RefSeq lists its product as uncharacterized. Gene Ontology annotation, cellular component: nucleus. The record is from RefSeq and is a predicted model, not a curated record. Gene Ontology annotation, molecular function: protein binding. Gene Ontology annotation, biological process: regulation of DNA-templated transcription. NCBI's taxonomy places the organism in Eukaryota, Viridiplantae, Streptophyta, Magnoliopsida, Solanales, Convolvulaceae. The transcript is spliced from 3 exons. Bases 75 to 1034 code for a protein of 319 amino acids.